AUGUUUGGCUCAUCUAAUCCUUUUGGCCAGUCAUCAGGUAGCAGCCCAUUUGGGUCCCAAUCUUUGUUUGGUCAGACCAGCAAUGCAAAUAGUAAUCCCUUUGCUCCAGCAACACCCUUUGGCACGCCUGCACCAUUUGCUGCACAGACAGGAAGUUCAAUAUUUGGAGGCACUUCAACCGGCGUGUUUGGUGCACCUCAAGCCUCCUCUCCCUUCGCCUCCACUACAACUUUUGGAGCUUCUUCAUCACCAGCAUUCGGGAAUUCCACUCCGGCCUUUGGAGCAUCUCCAGCAUCUUCACCUUUUGGUGGUAAGUACCUUAUAUGGAUAUCAUUGCAUGGGUCUUCUGGUUUUGGGCAGAAACCUUUGGGAUUCUCAACGCCUCAGUCAAAUCCUUUUGGGAGCACGCAACAGCAAUCACAGCCUGCAUUUGGAAACAGCACUUUUGGUUCAUCGACACCUUUUGGUGCCACAAGCACGCCUGCCUUUGGCGCAUCAAGCACACCUUCCUUCGGUGCUACAAGCACACCCUCGUUUGGUGCAUCGAGCACGCCUGCCUUUGGUGCAACAAGCACGCCAGCCUUUGGUGCCUCAAAUCAACCUGCUUUCGGCACGUCGCAAACUCCAGCCUUUGGCAGCACUGGCACUACGUUUGGCAACACUGGCUUUGGUUCUGGAGGUGCUUUUGGAGCUUCAAGUACCCCUGCUUUUGGUCAAUCAAGCACUCCUGCUUUUGGUGCGUCAAGCACUCCUGCUUUUGGUGCAUCAGGAGCUCCUGCCUUUGGUGCAUCCAGUACUCCUGCCUUUGGGGCGUCCAGUACUCCUGCCUUUGGGGCAUCCAGUAUUCCUUCUUUUGGUGCAUCAAAUACAUCAUCCUUUAGUUUUGGCUCUUCCCCAGCUUUUGGCCAGUCUACAUCAGCAUUUGGUAGCAGUGCAUUUGGCUCAUCACCAUCUCCCUUUGGAGCUCAAGGUGCGCAGGCUUCAACUCCAACAUUUGGGGGUUCUGGUUUUGGUCAAUCACCUUUCGCUGGUCAACAAGGGGGCAGUCGAGCCGUGCCUUAUGCAUCAACAGUUGAAGCAGAGACAGGGAGCGGUACCCAGCCUGCUGGACGGCUGGAAUCUAUUUCUGCCAUGCAGGCAUACAAAGAUAAAAGCCACGAGGAGCUGAGGUGGGAAGAUUACCAGCGAGGAGAUAAAGGUGGACCACUUCCUGCUGGCCAGUCUCCUGGAAAUACCGGAUUUGGUGUCUCAACUGCUCAGGCAAAUCCUUUUUCCCCAUCACCCGCAUUUGGUCAGACAUCAGCAAAUCCAACAAACCCGUUUGGGAGUUCAACAUCUACCAACCCUUUUGCCCCGCAAACCCCAACAAUUGCCAGUUCGGGUUUUGGAGCGGCUACCUCAAAUUUUGGUUCCUCGCCCUUUGGUGUGACUUCUUCGUCCAAUCUUUUUGGGUCAACUUCAUCAAAUACCACAUCCGUUUUUGGAUCAUCAUCCGCUUUUGGAACAACGACAUCAUCACCGUUAUUUGGUUCAUCAAGUGCUUCUGGAUUUGGCUCUUCUACAUCAAUCUUUGGUACUCCUGGUCAGGGGGCAACUCCAGCAUUCGGCAACAAUCAGUCAUCUAAUCUGUUCAACUCAACUCCCUCGAUUGGGCAGACUGGUUCUGCAUUUGGACAGACUGGUUCUGCUUUUGGACAGUUCGGACAGAGUAGUGCUCCUGCAUUUGGCCAAACUAGCAUUUUUAAUAAACCUUCCACUGGAUUUGGCAACAUGUUUUCAAGUUCUUCAACAUUAACAACGUCUAGCAGCUCUCCCUUUGGACAAACAAUGCCUGCUGGUAUGCCACCCUUUCAAUCAGCUCAGCCAGGUCAAGCAUCAAAUGGUUUUGGUUUCAACAACUUUGGUCAAACGCAAGCAGCUAAUGCAACUGGAAAUACGGGUGGACUAGGAUUUUUUGGUCAAGGCAACUUCGGGCAAACGCCUGCUCCACUGAACUCUGUUGUUUUGCAACCAGUUGCUGUUACAAACCCAUUUGGAACACUUCCUGCUAUGCCUCAGAUUUCAAUAAAUCAAGGUGGAAAUUCAUCUUCAAUUCAAUAUGGAAUCUCCAGCAUGCCUGUUGUUGACAAACCUGCUCCUGUGAGAAUUUCAUCUCUCCUGACUUCUCGACACCUUUUGCAUAGGCGAGUCAGGUUACCAGCAAGAAAAUACCGUCCUGGCGAUAAUGAUCCAAAGGUUCCAUUUUUCACUGAUGACGAGGAGACCUCAAGUACACCAAAGGCGGAUGCUCUUUUCAUUCCAAGGGAGAACCCUAGGGCUCUAGUAAUACGCCCAGUUCAGCAGUGGUCGUCGAGGGACAAAUUAACACUUACAAACGACCGCCCGACUGCUCCAGUACAUAACAAUGGGAAGAGUCCAGACAUGAGCACUGAUGCAGCAAACCAUGACGAAAAUGAUAAUGGAGAACUUGGUUCUGCGGGAGAAAGAACUCAUCCAUCAGUCGAGCCAAAUCAGAAACCGAAUGGUACAACAGACACAGAUCGCGCUGGGGAGAAAGACCGUCCCUACAAAACGCUAAGCGGACGCAGAGCCGGAGAAGCAGCGAUUGUUUACGAACAUGGUGCAGAUAUUGAGGCGCUAAUGCCGAAGCUACGCCAACCCGAUUAUUUCACUGAGCCACGUAUCCAGGAACUAGCUGCCAAGGAAAGAGCAGAUCCAGGUUAUUGCAGGCGGGUUAGAGACUUUGUGGUGGGGCGACACGGUUAUGGUAGCAUAAAGUUCAUGGGAGAGACAGAUGUUCGUAGGCUAGACUUAGAAUCGCUGGUUCAGUUUAAUAACCGGGAAGUGGUUGUAUACAUGGAUGAGAGUAAGAAACCGGCAGUUGGGCAAGGUUUGAAUAAACCGGCAGAGGUUACAUUGCUGAACAUAAAAUGUGUUGAUAAGAAGACAGGGAAACAGUUUACUGAAGGUGAGAGAGUGGAGAAGUAUAAGAUGAUGCUUAAGAGGAAAGCCGAGGCACAAGGAGCUGAGUUUGUGUCGUUUGAUCCAGUGAAAGGCGAGUGGAAGUUCCGGGUCGAUCAUUUUAGUUCCUACAAGCUCGACGAUGACGAAGCUUAG
This is a messenger RNA of Arabis nemorensis, 3117 nucleotides long. Lineage: Eukaryota; Viridiplantae; Streptophyta; Magnoliopsida; Brassicales; Brassicaceae. The record is from the annotation of a GenBank genome assembly.